AUCACAGGUAAAUCAAUGCCAGCUCGUACUUCAUCGCCUGAAUCUUCAAAAAGAUACCAUCGUGACAGAGAAGAUGAAGUAGAUUACCACAGAUCUGGCCGUGAGAGAGAUAGACGUGAACGUGAGCGAGAGAGAGACAGAGACAGAGAUAGACGUAACAGGGACAGAUAUAGACGGAGAUCUAGGUCACCACCAGCGAGAAAUGACAGAAACGACAGAAAUGAGAGAGAUCAGAAGCCAACUGAGAAGCCAGCCGAGAGCACGCCACAAAAGGAGAAGACAGAGGAUAGGAAAAAGCGUAUGGAGGCUUUCUUAGCUGCUCGUAAAGCUGCAAAAGCGAAAGAGAGCCCUGCUCCGAGCCAGUCUCAAUCACCAGCCACGCCAGCAGCACCAUCGAACAACCAGAGCGCACAACAGAAGCCUAUCUCUUUAGGUCUUAAAGCAUUCUCUAAUAGAAAUAUAACAACAAAAGCUGCAACAAUGGAUUAUGAUGAGGAGUCGAACAGUCUGGCUAUGCAUACUUUACCACCCGUGCAAUCGUCGAUUCCAACAAAUAGCAUUGGCGGAGAUAUAGAAUCAACUGAAGACCAGGGUGAUAAGAUGGCAGUGGAUGAACCAAGCGAACAGCCACAGGAGGAGGAAGAGGAAGAGGAAGACCCUCUUGACGCCUUCAUGAGUGGUGUUAAAGAAGAAGUCACCCGCGUUAACGAAUCAGAUAAAAAGCGUAUGGGUACUAAACCCAACACAGUCACAGCUGCUCGACUAGAUGACGAUGACGACGAUGAAGAAGAGGAGCAGAAAGAGGAAGACGUUUCAAAGAUGUCAGCAGAAGAUAUUUUAGCAUUGGCAGCCAGUAGAGUGAAAAGGAAAGAAGUUGCUGUCACUGAUCACUCGAAAGUCGACUAUGAACCUUUCAGAAAGUCUUUCUACAAUCCACCGUCUGAAAUCCAGAACCUAUCCGAAGAGGACGCGGAGAACCAACGCUUGCUACUCGAUGGUAUCAAGAUCAGAGGUAUUGAUUGCCCAAAACCAGUGACAAAGUGGUCACUGUUGGGUUUACCAUCCUCUUGUCUUGAAGUUAUCAAAUAUUUACAGUAUGAUCAACCGUCGUCUAUCCAAGCACAAGCAUUACCUGCUAUAAUGAGUGGUAGAGAUGUUAUUGGUGUCGCAAAAACAGGUUCCGGAAAGACAAUAGCCUUUUUGCUACCACUCUUUAGACAUAUAAAAGAUCAACGUCCACUUGAGAAUCUCGAGGGUCCAAUUGGUGUGAUUAUGACGCCAACUAGAGAGUUAGCUGUCCAAAUUCACCGUGAAUGUAAGCCAUUUUUAAAGGCUUUAGGAUUGAGAGCUAUCGCAGCUUACGGUGGAUCACCAAUAAGUGAGCAAAUUGCCGAGAUGAAGAAAGGUGCAGAAAUUGUCGUAUGUACACCAGGACGGAUGAUAGAUUUGUUGGCUGCAAACUCCGGCAGAGUCACAAACCUCCGUAGAACUACCUAUCUUGUUCUCGAUGAAGCUGAUAGAAUGUUUGACAUGGGUUUUGAACCACAAGUAAUGAAAAUUAUCAAUAACGUGCGGCCUGAUCGCCAAACUGUAUUGUUUUCGGCCACUUUCCCUAAACAAAUGGAAUCGCUGGCUAGAAAGAUACUUCAAAAGCCACUAGAGAUAACUGUUGGUGGUAGAUCAGUUGUUGCCCCUGAAAUUGACCAACAAGUUGAAGUGAGAGAGGAAUCUAGUAAAUUCAAUCGCUUGUUAGAAAUACUUGGACAAACUUAUAAUGAAGAUGAUGAAGCAAGAACGCUCAUUUUCGUAGAUAGACAGGAAGCUGCUGAUAAUUUGCUCUUCAACUUGCGCAUAAAAGGUUACGUCGCUAUGAGUUUACAUGGAGGAAAAGACCAAGUAGAUAGAGACCAGGCUAUAACGGAUUUCAAAAAUGGUGUUAUACCAAUUGUCAUAGCUACAUCAGUUGCAGCAAGAGGGUUAGACGUCAAGCUCCUCAAGUUGGUUUUGAACUAUGACGCACCUAACCACUUGGAAGAUUACGUACAUAGAGCAGGUAGAACAGGUAGAGCAGGUAACAAAGGAACCUGCAUCACCUUCAUCACACCUGAGCAAGACAAAUAUUCUGUUGAUAUAGAAAAAGCCUUAACCGCCUCUGGUGCAAGCGUUCCUAGUGAGCUUAAAGCUAUGUCCGAAGCAUUCCUCCAGAAGGUCAAAGAAGGUAAGGCUACAGUUGCAGGAUCAGGAUUCGGAGGUAAGGGUUUGGACAGAUUUGAAAAAGAACGUCAAGAUCUCGAAAAGGCACAAAGGAGUGCUUACGGUGAAGACGAAGAAGUCAAAAAGGAUGGUGCCGCUAGUGCUGCCACUAACGAGAAGGUAUCAAAGGAGACUGAAGAUAUGUUUGGCGAGAUCAAAAUUCAAAAAGGACCAGCACCUGCUGAUUAUAAACCACUCAAUCUUGGAGCAUCUACCGAUUCAAGCGAUAUCAAACCAGAGAAUGCAACUUCGGCAGUCGCUAAAGCUGCUGCUGUCGCUGCCAAGCUUAGUAUGCAACGUGGAGCAGCUGUAUCUGCAACUCUAGGUGGUCCAAUCAAGAACAAAGAUCCCGAUGCAACAGACUACCAUGCGAUUAUUCCAAUCAACGAUUACCACCAACGUGCUAGGUGGAAGAUUACCAAUAAGGAGACCAUUGUCUAUCUGAACGAAACCACUGGAUGUUCUAUCACCAAUAAAGGUAUCUAUUACGAGCCUGGAAAAGAGCCUUCUUUGGCAGACCAACCAAAGUUGCACUUGCUUGUUGAAUCAAAUGAGAUAGAAAGGGUUGAGAAAGCAGUACGCUCAAUCAAGUUUAUUCUCAUUGAAGCAACCCAAGCAGCGCUUGAAUUUGAUGCCAAGAACCAGACAACAGGUCGUUAUAGCGUACUCUGAUUUCUUUGUAAUAAUAACUUAAUGCGUACGAGUAAUGUAAAUAAUCUAAAAUGCAUAAUCAAAAAAGGCUACCCAAGAAACCCAUUCUAUUGACAUAAUCUGCGACAGUACCCAACCAAAUGAAACCACCGAGUUUGGAAUUGCUGACAAACUUCAACCAACAAUCUGAAGGACUAUCAAGAUUAACAGUUUUGAGUUGCCAAGCGAGGUGAGCAGCAGCUCCUCCAGGUGCAAGUAAGUAAAAUGGCAGAGUGGCAUCAGCAGCAUAUCCGGCUGCGCUCAAAAGGCCGACAAAUCCACCUGAGAAGGCUGUUAAAACUGGCUUAGUUUGUUCGCCAAAGAGUAGCGCUGUUGACUUGAUACCAGCGUGUACAUCAUCAGUUUUGUCUUGAUGUGCGUAGAUAGUAUCAUAGACAAUCGUCCAGCAGAAAGCGCCCGUGUAAAGUGGCAGGACAGUCUGCCAAGCGCAAGAUCCUGCAAUUGCAGAAUAUCCGAGGAGUGCACCCCAGUUGAAAGCCAAUCCGAGAACUGCUUGCGGCCAAUACGUUAUCCGUUUCAUGAAGGGGUAAAUAGUGACCAAUGAGAGUGAAGAAGCACCUAAUAAGAUACUGUAUAAAUUGAGUUGAGUAAGAAUACCCAACCCGGCGGAGAGUUGCAAUCCAAGGAAUCCAAUAGCGUUCGCUGGUGUCACAUCGCCUGCUGCCAGCGGCCUUGUUUUCGUGCGCUCGACAGCAGCAUCCAGCCUGCGAUCCCAUAAAUCAUUGAUAACACAUCCCGCACCUCUCAUAAUGAGCGAUCCAGUACCAAAUAGUGCGAGAUAUUUAAGCAUUUCUGUCGGCGUAGCUUGUACUGCACUAGAUGCUAAGGUGAUUGACCAUGCGCAAGGCCAAAAGAGUAAAAAUGUUCCAAUAGGUCUAUCAGCUCUCGUGAGAAGAAAAUAAGGCUUCCAUUUGGCCGGUAAAUUACGAAGUACGAAUGACUCUUUCGGAAGAGCAGCAGGAGCAGAAGCAGGAGCAGUUGUUGACGUCGUGUUAAACCUCAGAUUUAGGAGUACAUUGCUAUUCUGCAGCAAGCUACUUCUAUAGCAUUUCUGCGGUCUUGCUAUCCCUAAGAAACCUCUUAUCAUGCUGUCACUUGCGAAGGGAAGGCACCCUAUCAAAUUAUUACCCUAAGGAAGCAAAAAAUUCGUAUUCUCCUAUUAGGCAUGUCAAUUCCAACUUUCUAUCAGUGCAUAUGUAUCUUUCUAUCCUCGGGCAUCUUCGAAUGUAAUUAAUAGCUAUAAGUAGCGACCGGCGACACAUAUGCUGUCAUGCAUUGUCUCCGGAAGCUAAGCUAGUUCUUUUAAUAGCUUUUAAUUUACACAAAUUGAGUCAAGAAUAGCCUUUUCAAAUUGAUAACUGCCAUAUCCGGGUCGUUCAGUCUCAGAAAGUGAAACAGGAUAACUAAAGUUGUUUAACGGAAUAAUAAUUCCCAAAUACGGAAAGCGGAACAAUUUAAUUUGUUCGCAGGUCUCGCCGUCCAGGCAUAAUAAGAAUCGCAGUGAAUGGCCUUAACAUUCUUCAUCAAUCACCACUACUUUCGUUAAAGAAUAAUCAAGAUGACUCGUGCUACUUCAAUCGCUCUCAUUGCUUCCCUCGCUGGCGCUGCUUUCGCUACUGAAUCAGUUGGUGAUUGCUCAAUCAACAACGUCAAGUGUUGUGACCAAGUUAAGGAUGUUAAGGACCUCGACGAAGGUACUGCUUCCCUCAUCGACAUUCCAGAACUCCUCGGACAAGUUGGUCUCCAAUGUGAUCAAGUUCCUAUCCUUGGUGUUGCUAUUCAAGACAUGUGUAAGAACACUGCUGCUUGUUGUGAUGGUACCACACAAAAUGGUCUUGUCAACGUCAACUGCACUCCUAUUCCACUCAUCUAGAGUGUCUCAAAAAUGAAUCUUGAUAUUGGACAAUUAUUCAUCGUGUAACACAUUAAAAUACAUUUAAAUACACAAAAUAUAAA
Wallemia mellicola CBS 633.66 is the source of this 4920-nucleotide messenger RNA. Its product is annotated as P-loop containing nucleoside triphosphate hydrolase protein. Gene Ontology annotation, molecular function: RNA helicase activity; nucleic acid binding; ATP binding. The record is from RefSeq and is a predicted model, not a curated record. Lineage: Eukaryota; Fungi; Basidiomycota; Wallemiomycetes; Wallemiales; Wallemiaceae. The transcript is spliced from 6 exons. The coding region runs from base 16 to 2925 and encodes 969 amino acids.